This is a messenger RNA of Bursaphelenchus xylophilus (pine wood nematode), 2762 nucleotides long. NCBI's taxonomy places the organism in Eukaryota, Metazoa, Nematoda, Chromadorea, Rhabditida, Aphelenchoididae. The record is from the annotation of a GenBank genome assembly.
AUGCCAACAUCCAAUUAUUCGGGCGGGGAGCCAAAGGCUGGAGUUGAGCUCUCAAUCUUUCGCGCCUUGGAGGUGGUCAGCGAGGUCAUUAGCGUUCGCCAUUUGGUCGGGCGCCAUUCUGUUUCUGUAUCCAUUCCGUUUUUGUAUCUUAAAUUGGCCGGGGUCAUGGUUAAUAUGAGCGACCAAAUUUUUAUCUUUGAAACCGUGUUUCUUCUUGUUCUUGCGAAAACAACUGAAAGAGUUGUCAAAUGGUUGAGUAAGCGUUUUGAAGAGAGCUGAUUAGCACCACCUUCGAUGAUUCGAAUCUUUUUCCCAUGAUGGAGAAUAUAAAUUUGGUUGUUAUGAGGAUUGAGGGAGUGAAACGGAAGUGGAUUCGCAGCUCAUACGGAAGCCGUUCUGAAUCCUUUCUUCGUUUCCGACUGUAUUGGAGAUCAAUUCAAGCGAAAAGGGACCGUUUUUUAAGAUUUAUAUAGCUGUGAGCGAGGUGUUUCGCCGUUUCCUGACCUCUCUCUUCUCGAGUUGUGAUGUCACAGCUCUCGCGGUUGAGACGUUCGUGUUUUUUACGACCAAGUAGAUGACUCGUUCCAUCGCGAUAGCCGUCUUGGUAGGGUUUCGAAAGGAAUUUAGCCCUGAGGGUCUAGUAUAAUAUAAGGUUGUAAAAAAAUAAUGUUUUAGCUGGAGGAGAAGGAUUAGAAAGGUCUCGCGAGGCUCGACUUAUCUCUUUCUUGUUUUCUGAGAGUCUAAUUAGGUCAAUUUCGUCUUUUGAGUAAAUUUCCUCCUUUUAAUACCUGAGAAUCCGAUUUGCGGGUCGAAAAUCUUGAUUUAGACCUCGUUUUUUGUUCCGACUUUUCCGUGCAAGUGUUGGUCGACCAUUUCGAGUAUUAAUUUUGGCCUAACACCCUUUUUCAUACUAAUUUUUACAUUAUUUUAGGUCCAGCCAUGUCGUUGAAGGACAAAUAUCAAGUGACGAAUGUUUUCAUCUCGGCCGUAACCCCCGACAACAUUUCCCGGAUGAGCCUGCUUUCUUGGGUCAAUGAUUGCCUCCAGUCCCAGCUAAAUAAGAUCGAGGAAAUGUCCACUGGGGCGGCUUACUGUCAGCUGACGGAUCGCCUAUUCCCUGGUUCUGUUCCUCUAAAAAAGGUGAAAUGGAACAGUCGGAACGACACUGACUGGGUUAACAACUGGAGAGUCCUCCAGAAGGCUUGGGGAGAUUUGGGAAUUGAUAAGGUGAGGAUUUUAUUAUGUAUCUACAAGUUUGCCUAGUACAAUAUAAUUUUGUUCUGAAUUUUUAGCCAAUUAACGUACUGACUUUGAUGAGGGCUAAAUUCCAAGACAAUUUUGAGUUCCUUCAGUGGUUUAAGAAGUUCUAUGAUGCUAACGACGCUGGCUAUGAAUACGACGCACUAGCUGCGCGAGGUGGGGAAGUAAGUUUCUUUGAUUAUUUUGAUUCGUUUAGUGAAGAAUGGAUGGAAUUGGCUUUUAAAUUGCGUAAUCCACUUCUUUUCAGCAAUUCCCAGUAUCGGCCGGGCGUCCAGGAGCCAGAGCGCCUCCAGCUCGAACAGUAGCCCCACCGACAAGAAGGUCUCCGGCUGUCGCUGCAACUACCCGUCCUGUUUCAAAAGCAACUCCACCAGCUGCUGCGCGACGUAGGGUUUUACUUUUUUCUUUGAAGCUUAGGAUUUAGGGGGUCAUUUUUUCCUCAUGUGUUCUAUGAUCGAAGAUGUCUAAAAUAAUGCAUUUCAGCGGCUACCACCUCUGCCCGACCAGUAAGAAGUGCUGCAAAUGGUGUCGAUGCCAAGGCCGAGGCUGCUUACAAAGAGGAGAUCACUCAACUCAAAGAUCAGGUUAGUUUUUUUAGAUAUUUUUGUAUUAUAGUAGAUGAAAUUUUUAUUUUUUUGAAUUUGGUUGUUGAUAAUAUUGUUCCAGCUUCAAACCUACGAGAAGGAAGUGACCAGUCUUUCGGAUGAGCGUGAUUUCUACUACAAUCGUCUGCGAUUGGUCGAGGAGCUGUGUCAGCAAAUCGGGGAAGAGAACUCGGUGCCCGUGGGAAAGGUGCUGGCCAUCCUCUACAAGAAGGUAAGCCCCGGAUGUGUGUUUCUUGAAUAUCGUGCAUCCCUGGAGCUCAGUGUAGGGUUUCUUUUGAUUUCCCUGCAGUCUAUAUCACACUCACGAUCCUUUUAUUUUCAUUUUAUUUCUUUUUGUUCUCGAUGUAAAGUGAUCGUAUCUUGUGUGUAUAGACUGUAGUUUAUACGAAUAUUGAGUCCUGAUUGGAAUGGCCUCUCUUCAGGACGACGAGUUGAGUACCGACGACUUUGAACAAGUUGAGCACGAAGUUGUCGAUCACUGCGAUCAAUCCAAUGCCACGGAGACGCUGGACCGAUCGGAGAGUGCGGCAGCCUUGGACAGUCAUCAGGAAGUCAACGGAAACGACGCCAAUGGAACUCAUGUAAGCAAAAAAUUUGGUUUUUUGACAAGAUUUACCGGUCAGGUGUCCAGUGAUAUAAAUUUUAUUCAGUUUUGCACCAUUUUUGAUGUUACUUUACUCUUUUCCGACUCUUGUUGUGGAUUGAGAUAACUUUGAUGAAUUUUAGGACAUUGUCGAGCCAGCCAACGAGACUGUCGGCGAAUUUGAGAGUGCCGUUGGUGUGGAAGGCCUCAAGCUUGAAGAGACUCCCGAAAAACCAAAGGAACCCGAAGCCGCACAGCCCGAGCCAGCCCCAAUCAAGGCCAAUGGAGAUGUCCACGGGCCCGAAGAGUUCUAA